This is a messenger RNA of Meloidogyne enterolobii, 1065 nucleotides long. The record is from the annotation of a GenBank genome assembly. NCBI's taxonomy places the organism in Eukaryota, Metazoa, Nematoda, Chromadorea, Rhabditida, Meloidogynidae.
AUGACAACCCCACAACCACCCAGAAACCUUCAUGCUCCUUUGCGUCGUGUGCUUCCUGAAAAGCAAAGUAGUGGAGUUCAAAAUGUGGUAAUUCAACAACAACAACAACAUAUAUCCUCACACCCUUUACUAUUCAAUUUAAAAUCCAACGACACCACAACCUCAGUAGAUUCGAGUUAUUCCUCAGACCAUUCCACACUUUCACGAGAAACUAGCGACAGUUCAAAUACUUCUUCCUCUUCAAAAGAAUUUUUUGAAAAAAAUUUUUUAGAAGAAUUAUCUUCUGUUCCCCCUUCAAGUCUUUCCGAGGAAAAAGAAAUAAAUGAUUCUUUAUUAGAAUUUGCAAUUAGAUUGGGGUUUGAUAAACAACAAUUAAAAAUUGUUUUAAAUAAAUUAAAUAAAAAUGGACAAAAAGAGGAGGACGAUAAAGUUUUGUUGGAAUUAAUUAAAUUGGGAGGAAGAAGAAAGGAAGAAGAAUUAAUAGAAAAUAAUUGUAAUAAUUAUUUAAAAUUAUUACGCCCUAUUGUUAUUGAUGGAAGCAAUAUUGCUAUGACUCACGGAAACAAAGCCUUUUUCUCCUGUCGUGGUAUUCGUGAAUGUGUUAAUUACUUUACAGAACGUGGACAUACAGACAUUUUAGUUUUUGUCCCUCAAUUUCGUCGAGAACAAUCUAGAUCAGAUUCUCCAAUUAUUGAUCAGCAUAUUUUAAAUGAAUUGGAAAAAGAAGGAAAAUUAAUUUGGACACCAAGUAGAAGAAUAGGUGGAAGGAGAAUUGUUUGUCACGAUGAUCGUUAUAUUUUAAAAACAGCCUCGGAAAAACAAGCAGUAAUUGUUUCCAACGACGAAUAUAGAGAUUUGGUUAAAGAAAAUCCCCGAUGGCGUUCUGUCGUUGAAAAUUAUCUUUUAAUGUAUAGCUUUGUUGAUGGAAAAUUUAUGCCCCCCGACGACCCUCUUGGAAGGCAAGGCCCCAAUUUAGACCAAUUAUUAACUUUUGGACAUUCCUCUAUUAAUUCACAACCUUGCCCUUAUGCUAAAAAAUGUACUUAUGGAAAUAAAUGCAAGUGA